Messenger RNA from Sporisorium graminicola, 642 nucleotides. RefSeq lists its product as uncharacterized. The transcript has a single exon. Lineage: Eukaryota; Fungi; Basidiomycota; Ustilaginomycetes; Ustilaginales; Ustilaginaceae. The coding region runs from base 1 to 642 and encodes 213 amino acids. The record is from RefSeq and is a predicted model, not a curated record.
AUGCACAACCCCAUGCUCAUGGGUAUGAGCACCAGCACAAGCACGAGCAGCAUCGAAAGCAGUCCGUUCCACCAACCUUCCUCGCGGCGGUUGUUUCAUGACACUCCCACCGCCUCGCAACACGCGCAAGUAGCCGACCUGAUCUCACCGACUACUACGAUCAGCCUGCAGACCGAAGUGCGAACGCCUACUGCGGCUGGUGGUGCGGAUUGUCAGGACGUGUUCGGAAAGAUCGAUCAUACACCGCUUCGACAGGACACGCAUUCGACAUCGCCGCUUCCCAAUUCGCGGUCCUUGCAGAUGGGCGAUAUGCUGGAUCAUGUCUUGGAUGCACAGCAGUUUUCGAGGUUGUCUGUGGGCAACAUCAUCGCGCCGGAGAGAGGCAGCUCCAAGAAGCCACCCAAACGCCUUCCAACCGAUCCGGGCAGCACCACCGCUUCACCCACUCCGCUGUCUAGAUCGUCAGCACUAGCACGGUCCGCGCUCACAUCGAUAGCUGUCAAUACAAGUACAGACUCUGCGUUGCGCAGCAGUCCAGCAUCAGACACUUUCACACAUCGCUCCCAUGCACCCGCCGAAGAGCUCUCUAUGCACGUCAAACAUCACAUGGCAGCUUUGCAGGAGAGUCCACAGACACAUUGA